GUUUUGUCUUGUCUUUGUUUUCCGUCAUGCUGUCUCCUGAUUGCUGAUAGAGUACAUGCCAUCAGGUUGUUUCAAUUGUGUCAACUAUUAUCAGAAAUCUUUAAAGGAGAACUCCGCCUUUGAUGGAGCCUUUUGUAAAUGCUGUAAAUCCAGUUCCCAUAAGCCACAGCUGAGAAUAAAUGACACUGAUUAGAUCCAUAUGCACAGAGACACGCUAACUCACAGAUGCAACGUACCAGUUGAAGUCUGAGAGUUUCUGGAAGGUUCUAAUCUUGGUUAAAGCAACACAGCUACCGUGGCCUACUGAGAAGACGAUGUCACAAGAACAUGUCAGCCAGAGUGGGCUGCGAGUGGUGGUUUUGGGUUUUCAUGAGUCAGGGAAGACAUCUUUGAUAAACACCUUUCUCAAUCAGACAGGGCCAGAGUUUUGGAAAAUAACAGAUUCUUGUGUAAAGAGAGAGGGGGAGGUCUGUCGUAGAAAACUGAUCUGCAUUGAUACCCCAGGCUGGUGGAGGGAGUAUCCUUUGAGUGACACAGCAGACUUUAUCAAACAAAAGAUUGUUCUGAGUGUCAGAGAGUGUCUGCCAGGGCCUCACGCUUUCCUUCUGAUCAUUGAUAUUAAUAAUGUCCCGUUCACUGAGAAGAUCAGGAGGUCUGUGGAGGAACACAUGGGGCUUUUUGGGGAGAGAGUUUGGGAACACACCAUAGUGGUGUUCACCAGAGGAGAAUAUCUGGAGGGUAAAAGCUUAGAGCAGCACAUUGAGAUUGAGGGAGAGGCUCUGAAAUGGCUGGUUGAGAAAUGUGGGAACAGGUGUCACAUGUUUAACAUUGUCAGUACAGAAAGUUGUGAUGAAGUUGAUGAGAAUAUGAAUAAGCUUCUGAAACAAAUUGACGGCAUGGUGACAAAGUAUGGUAACAGCGGUUUUGAGCUUGAUGAGAAAAUAUUGAGGGAAGUUGAAGAGAACAGGAACACUCAUCAGGAGAGAGCAAAGAUGAGACAGCAGAAGGUUAUGGACCAAAGAGAAAUGCUACAUAAGUACGGGGUACCAUCUCUAUCAGAACUUACGAUUCUUCUAUUGGGGUGGUUGAUCUCGGGAAAAACAGCUGCAAAGGACACAGUUUUGGGCCAAGUGGAUCAUGUGAACAAAAGAAGAACGUAUACUUCAGAGAGAAUGUUCGGAGAAGUCGCUGGAAGACAAGUCUCUGUGGUGGACACCCCUGGCUGGUGGAAGUACUUACCUGCUGAAUGCAAUCCAGAAUGGGUGAAGACAGAGUUGCAGAGAGCACUGACACUUGACUCCAAAGCUCCUCAUGCCAUUCUUCUCGCUGUCCCAGCAGACACAACUUUUCCUGAGGAACAGAGGAAGAUCACUGAAGACAACAUGAAGAUGUUUGGUGAUGAUAUCUGGAGACACACUAUGGUGCUGUUCACAUGCGGAGAUCGGCUUACUGACACAAGUAUAGAGGAGCACAUUGAGGGUGAAGGAGCACCACUGCAAUGGCUUGUGGAGAAAUGUGGGAACAGAUAUCAUGUCCUGAGUUGGUAUGACAAAGAAGAGAAAGUUGUGGAGCUGCUGAAGAAGAUUGAGGAAAUGGUGGCUGGUAACAGUUUAUUUAGGCCAGGGCCAGAAGCACAAGAACCUGUAGAUAAAAAGACCAAUCUAAAGGAAGUACCAACUGACAUAGUGCAGUUCUUGGAUCAGAAAUGGCAGAAAAUGGACAGAGAAUUGGAGAAGGCGAUGGCGACCAUCUUCAGUAAAACAACUUCAAAGCUGAAAGGAAGUAUGGACGAUCCAGGCACAAAGUUCAGAGAUGAUCACCCGUGUUCUGAGGGUACUUCGAAGGAAAUCCACUCAGGAAAGGGCACCAGUCCACAGAACACAUCAGAGCCUAAAUAUCCCAUCAAGAAAUCUGGCAUUAAUGCUGCCACAGGGCUUGGAGACAAAGAGCAGACCAGAGAGAGGCCUGCUGGUCAGAUGGAGAGAAUGAAAGAGAAACUGGAGAUGGAGUGGGGACGACGAGAGUUGGGCGUCAUACAGAGAUUUCAGCGUCAGUUAUCAGAGCUAAGACAAUCUGGAUCUGAAGCUGAUGUGCAUGACCUCAACCAAUCAUAUAGAAAGGUGGUCUGGUGGUUUCAUCAUAAUAACACAUCAGGAUAUGCCUCAAAUGAGGAAGAAUUUCCUACAUCAUCAUCAUGUUCAUAUCCAUAUUCCAUUUGAACUGAUACUGUAUAUCAGUGCUUCCAUCUGUGGCAUAGCCUAUCUUCAUGCCAUUCAUGUGAAUGGAAAUGUAGGUGCCCUUAAUUUAGGACUAACAGUGCUGCAGAGGAGUCAUCCAGUAACUGGAAGGUUGCUGGUUAGAGCUCAACUACUCCUGACCCUGAUGAAGUGUCCUUGGACAACACUUGCCCCAGUGCUCCCGAUGAGCAGGUUGGCGCCUUGCAUGGCAGCCUCCGCCAUCUCUCUGUGUGUGUGUGUGUGUGUGUGUGUGUGUGUGGGUGUGUGUGAAUGGGUGAAUGUGGGGCAUAUACCCUUACAGUAAAGGAGGGCACAGAGCAAAUUGAUUCAAUUGAAUGAAUUCCAAUUUAAUGUGAAAGAGAAGCUCAGUAUCUUUCAACCUUGGUAUGGUUGUAUGAGUCAACAUUUUUAUUUUGGGUCAAAAUGACAUAAAUCGGUACAAUAUUAAGAUCAGAAAAUACAUUUACAACAAAUAGCCAUGCACUGUAUCUGAGGCCUGGGGACUUUAUGUGAAAGUAAAUCGCUCCUUUUAAUCGCACUGUAGGCUCAAAGUAUUUAAUUUGAAGUCUAUUUGAAUAUGUUAUAUUUUACAAUGUAUAUUCUGGGUAUAUUGUGUAUAUUAUGAUGUGUGAAAAAAAAUAUUACAUUAUAACGUAUGUGAGCUGAUUAACCAAUUAUUAGUGCGUUGUCUAAUGAUGUAGUGUAAACGAUGAAGUGCAUACUGUAAAUACUGACCCUUAUGUCAAUAUUGCUGUAAAAACUGGUCUUCUUUGAAUUUCCCCCAUGAAUUAAACAAUGAGUCACUGAA
This is a messenger RNA of Sardina pilchardus (European sardine), 3045 nucleotides long. Its product is annotated as GTPase IMAP family member 8-like. NCBI's taxonomy places the organism in Eukaryota, Metazoa, Chordata, Actinopteri, Clupeiformes, Clupeidae. Gene Ontology annotation, molecular function: GTP binding. Bases 315 to 2219 code for a protein of 634 amino acids. The transcript is spliced from 7 exons. The record is from RefSeq and is a predicted model, not a curated record.